Molecule: messenger RNA, 4700 nt
Organism: Ectocarpus siliculosus
Lineage: Eukaryota; Phaeophyceae; Ectocarpales; Ectocarpaceae
Source: the annotation of a GenBank genome assembly
GCAGCACUACUGUCAUUGGUCGUGUUCGUCGCUACCCCUUCAUCUGUCGCCAAGCCAACGGCCUUCGCCGCAGCAGGCUUGCUACCUUCAAGGCAAUUCUGGAGUUUCCCGGACGAAGAAGGAUCGGGUGUCGGCGCGUUCCCUAAGUGGACGUCUUCGGUACCGUCCUCGAUUGUUCUACUGCAAGGUUCGGAGCGUCCAAGUGCCGCAGGAGUAUCCGUAUUGUCAGAAAACCCUUUCUCAACGGGGCUCGAUGAAGCACUGCUAUCCCUGGCGAAUGUUGAAGGGCCGCUGUUCUUCUCUCCGCCAAACAUUUGCCCUUCUCUUCGCUCUUCCAUGCCCUCCUCAGCGGCCUGCGUGCCUGCAUUCUCCCGUAGAGGUUCUUCCGCUUCGACCACGACUCCACCAGCUUGUCCGUCAAAAGUGCUCUGGUCUAAUUCUGAGGGUGAGGCCACAGCCGCCGGCGAUAUGCCUGCGGGUGCGGCGCUCGUCGCCUGUGGAGAAUUUCCGAGAUGAGCCACAUGCUUUUGCUGUAAACCACCCACUCCUUCCCUCAGCGCAUCAGUAGCCCCCGCGUUAUCCUGAUCCCAAUUCCAUUCGUUAUCCUCUACCUCCGCCGGUUGCGGUGGUGGCUCUUUGGUAGGAGACUCCGUGUGCUCCGUAGGAUGCUGCUGUUCCGGUAGUACAGGAAGACGCUGUUGAUCGUCUUUCGAGGUAUUUUCGUCAUCCUGGUCCUGCAGUGCAUCUAAGCUGAACCGUUUGAAACCUUCCGCGAGGUUGUCGAAUCCACUGAACAUCGUGCUCCAAUUUCCACUCCCUGUUCAACGUUGCUCUUGGUUUCGAACACGCGCACAGACGUGGGGGCUGCGAGCAGAGUUUGCCUGUGGCAGCACCACAGCAGCAGCGUAUGUACGAGCCGAGCAGCAGCAGACGUGACGUGACACACGGAACCCCCCGCACCCGUACAUACCACACCCUAGUAGCGAUUUAAAAUUAUCCAAAAUGUCGACCCCCCACGGCACAACACCACCGCCGCCAGGCCCCCCACACCACCAGUACCGGACCCGUUCCUUGUCUCGUUCUUUGUGGUAUAUACGUAGAAGAGACUAACGGGGAGUGAUCUUCGCUACCCCGGAGUGCACAGGGCGUAUUUUCAGUUAAUACAUUGACGGCCAUGGCGGACGCGGCGAUGGCGGAGGUCGUGGCCAUUGGGGAGGGAAUCAGGCAGCUCAAGGCGGCGAAGGCGGACAAGGCGGUCAUCUCCAAGGAGGUGGCAAAGCUUAUGAAGACUAAGCAACACUACAAGGAGGUCACCGGCAGCGACUACGUUCCGCCACCACAGGAAAAGAAGGCCAAAUCUACACCCAAGCCGCAGGACGCUGUACCGCCGUCGUCUUCAGGCCCGAGUAAAACCGCCGCCAAGAAAGCUGAAAAGGCAGCUAAGAAGGCGGCGGCGAAGGGUGCCAAGUCCGCGUCGGUGGCCGGAUCGUGUGUCUCACCGGCAGCAGCCCCGGCGUCAGCUGCUUCAAGAUCGUCCCUCCCUUCCAUGUACCUUGGCAGCGAUGGGCCCGGCCCUCUCAAGGGCUUGACCGCUGCAAAGUUCUUCGGGGUGGAAGUGGAAGCAGCCGACACCAAUCCGGCAGGUGAACUAUCCUCUGCAUCGGGUUGUGCGGUCUCGACCGGGACAUCCGUGAUAUUUGGGGCAAACGCGGUGUGCCGCUACUUUUCCUAUAAGGGCAAGUCUUCGUCGCCGAAAGGGCCGACGGCAGACCCUGCCGGAGCUGUUGAGGAGUGGCUCGACUGGGAAACAGGGACGCUCGCACCAGCAGAGAGGGCUCUCGCUGCAUGGAAAGAGGCCGGCGGUUCCGUGCCGACCGAGGCUCUGGCCGCGCUGAAGCACCUGGAGGACAAACUCACCGGAACAUGGUUGCUUGAGGGGGACGAACCGUCUCUUGCGGACGUAGUCGUAGGUGUUACGGCGCAGGCGGCCAUCACUGCUCUUGGAGAGGCCGAAGCAACAUCAACUCUCGCCAAGGUUCUGGCCUAUGCGCAGCGGGUUGGGGAAAUGCCCGCAUGUAAACAAGCAGCCAGCACCAUCGAUACCUUCACCAAGGCAUCUAAGGGCGUCAGUCUAAAGGCUGGCCUUCAAGCGUCGCUUUUGGCCAUGUUUGAUGCGGCCAUGUUCAAGGCGUGGCCCUUGGCAAAGAGUGCUGGAAUCACCUCUUCCAGCGUGAGAAAGUGCGCCGAUUACAAGAACGGCGACUUCCAGUGCAAUGCUGCGAUGGCUCUCUUCAAAGCCCUCAAGGGAGGCGACGGGGCACCCUCGAGCCCCCAGGCUGCAGCGUCGGCCAUCGUCGCGUCACUUCCCGUGAACCCCCUGGUAGACACGACAUCUGUGUCACCUCAAGGGUACAUCAAUAUCCGCCUCCGCCCGGCGUUCAUCAAUCAGAGCAUCGCGAAGGUCAUCAAGAAUGGACCGGCGCCGCCAGAGGUGAAGAAGAUGCGGGUGGUGGUGGACUUCUCAAGCCCAAACAUCGCUAAAGAGAUGCACGUGGGGCACCUUCGCAGCACCAUCAUCGGGGAGGCCAUAUGCCGCGUGCUAGAGUUCUGCGGCCACACGGUUUUCAGACAUAACCAUGUCGGUGACUGGGGGACACAGUUCGGCAUGCUCAUCAACUACAUGAAGGAGGCCUACCCGAACUUCCUCACUGAUCCUCCCAACAUCACAGACCUCACAACCUUCUACAAGGCGGCUAAGCUUCGCUUCGACGAGAGCGAGGAGUUCAAGGAGGCUUCGCGCAACACGGUGGUGGACCUACAGUCGGGCGACCCGGCAUGCAAGGAGGUGUGGACAUUGCUGUGCGACAUUAGUCGCAAGGAAUUCCAGAAGGUGUACGAUCGCCUGGAUGUCACUCUGGAGGAGCACGGCGAGUCGUUCUACAACGACAUGAUCCCGUCGACCAUAGACAUGCUGGCCGAGGCCGGCCUCGUGUCAAGGGAUGAUGGUGCCGAUAUCGUUCGGCUGGAACACUUCACGUACCCCCUGAUCGUGCGCAAACGAGACGGUGGUUUUGGAUACGACUCCACGGACAUGACCGCCAUCCGGUACCGACUAAAAACGCUAAAAUGCGAUUGGAUCAUCGGCAUCACUGAUGCUGGCCAGGCCAGUCAUUUCCACAUGUGCUUCGAUGCGGCACGAGCAGCUGGAUGGGUUGACGAAGGCACCAAACUAGAGCACUUAGGCUUCGGCGUUGUGCUUGGCCCGGACGGAAAGAAGUUCAAGACGCGUUCGGGGGACACGGUUCGAUUGGUCGAUCUACUGGAUGAGGCUGUGCGACGGAUGGCGGCAAGCAUCCAAGAAAGGAUGGAUGAAGGCAAGAUGACGACUACCAAAGAAGCUGCCGCAGCGGCCGCGGCAGAAAUUGGCUAUGGCGCUGUAAAGUACUAUGACCUCAGGCAACAUCCCAGCACUUCGUACGUAUUCAGCUACGACCGCAUGCUAGACACGAGGGGUAACACGGCGGUCUACUUGCAGUUCGCCCACGCCCGACUGGCCUCCAUUCUGCUCAAAGCGCAAGAUGAGCUGCACGUCGACGUAACUGCUCUCAAGGCUUCGCCGGAGAAGGUGUCGGUAGAGCACGAGUCUGAACGAGCGUUGGCGUUCGAGCUGCUGAUGUUCAGUGACGUCAUAGAGGCAUGCUUGGCUGAUCUUGGUCCCAACCGCCUGUGUGAGUACCUUUACACUCUCGCCACCAAGUUCACGGACUUCGUCACCAACUGCCGGGUCCUGGGUUCGGAUGAACAAACCAGCCGACUCUUGCUUUGCGAAGCGACGGGCGUCACCAUGAGGAAAUGCUUUAGCCUCCUGGGUAUGAAGGCCCUAGACCGGAUUUAAACCCGGCCGUUCUUUGGUGGCGGUGCGAGGACACCCACGACCGUUGAGCAUCGUCCACAUGAGUUACCGGUGUGACGAUUGUACACGUAGCACGUGUGAACACUUUGAACUUGAGAAACGAACUGAUUUGCGAGGCGACGAGCAUCAUUUAUAUUUUGGAUUUGCUUUAACCUCCUUGGUAUGAAGGCCCUAGACUGGAUUACACGCGGCCGUUCUUUGCUGAUGGUGCGGGGAUACCCACGACCGUCGAGCACGUGCACAUGAGUUGCCAGCGUGACGAUUGUACACGUACGUGUGAACACUUUGGACUGAGACGGUACAUGUAUCGAGAUUGUUGUUGGAUUUAUUACGUUUGCGAUAGCUUCUUCGCAGAUGGGGAACUCGCCCCCCUCUCCUCCCGUGUUGCGGCAUGGUUGACUUGCUCAGGUUGUCUGUGGAAGGAGAACACAAGACAAUCUUUGCUUUCUUGGUACAGCAGAGGCUGAUUACCCGUGACGUUUGUUUCCUCCGUUUCGAGGAUUGCGACGCUUGUCUGUAUUGCUAAGUGGGUAAAUUAAUGACCGCUCUUGCGUUCGCGACCGAUCGGCGCGUGGCACAAGCCGUGGUAGUAGCGGUAUCACCAGCAAUAAUAAUAAAACAAGGAAAAUGAAGGAGAAAGGGCUGGGACAACGUUAGGGUAAGAUGGGUCCUUGCAUGGGGACGCCGAUCUCUGGCCAAGCAAGCAAGCGUGUUUCGCGCGCCGCUGGUGUGGUGUUGGGCGGUACGGGGAUGAUGGUGAAUACGCGCACUGCUGUGCACCUGCUUG